Molecule: messenger RNA, 2226 nt
Organism: Fusarium keratoplasticum
Lineage: Eukaryota; Fungi; Ascomycota; Sordariomycetes; Hypocreales; Nectriaceae
Product: HET-domain-containing protein
Exons: 2
Coding region: 1-2226 (741 amino acids)
Source: RefSeq, a predicted model, not a curated record
AUGGGACACAUUCGGCGGAAGGGGAUCACGAAUACCUGGCGCAUGGACACAGGUCUGUUGCUGAGUCACAUGAAGCGAUACGCACAUGAUCCAACAGAUCUGGGCUCGCGCAGAGGCGUCUCUAACGAGGCCCUCCGACAGCUGUACCUGGCGGCAUAUGCCGAUUUCACACGAGAAUCACGGCAGAGAGUAGCCGUGCCGGGCACAAUCUACGCGCAGCGGCCAAUCCUCUACGACAUCCCGGAGAUCCGACUGCUGCGUUUGGAGCCGCAGCAGGACGAGCACUCCCCGCUGCGGUGCUCUACCAUCUUCUGGCCCUUCCCCCUCUCGGCCACCUACUACCGCCAGCCGCCGUACUACGCCCUAUCGUACCGAUGGAGCCCGCCGACGCCUGGCACCUUUCUGGUCGUCGACGGCAUCGAGGUGAACGUGUCGGACGACCUCGCCCUUGCACUGCGGGCGGCGAUGAGGCACGUAGUUCCCUCUGGCGCACCGCUAAUCAUAUGGGUUGACGCCAUCUGCAUCAACCAGCAAGACGACUUUGAGCGGACGUUUCAGGUCGCCAUCAUGAACCAUAUCUACUCGUGCUGCCGCGGCACGUUCAUCUGGCUCGGCGCGGAGGCCGACAACAGCGGUCUGGCGAUCGACAUGAUCAACGAGGUGAGCAAGGCGUACGACGAGUGGUACCAGCAGAUCAUGCGGAGGGAGAUUAUCCCUCCCGAGCCCAGCCCGCUACAAAAGUCUCCGCGUCACAGGUCUGCCCUCGCGCCGUUCCUGUCCCGCAGCUACUGGGAGCGGCUCUGGAUCGUACAGGAGGUGCUGUUGUCCGACGAGAAGCUCAUCCUCUGUGGCGACGGGCGACUCGACUGGGUCGACCUCCAGAAGUUCCUCAUCCAUCAGUCCGUCUACGCGGACGACGAAGUCCUCGCGACCCUGCAGACGGUGGGCAGCAGCAUGAAAAAUCUGGUCCAGAUGGACAAGAACAUGAACGAGAAAAGGCAGUCCCUGACGGCCAAACUGAGCCUCCUAGAGGCUCUGGUCAUCAGCCGCAACAGGAAGUGCACAGACCCCAAGGAUCACAUCUAUGGCGUCCUGGGGAUCACAACGACGAGAAUAGCCCCGAAGUACCAGCGAAGCGUGCACGAGGUUUGGACCCUGGGGAUCCUCACGGCUAUCGAGGAAGAUAGGUCGCUCAAUGUUCUGAGCCUGAGCCAUCUCAGCCCGGAUACCCACAUCGAUCUUACCAAGGCAACGGGCCAGCCGCAGCAGCCGCCCCUCCCCGGCUGGAUCCCCGAUCUCUCGCAGCAGAGAUCGCUAUCGGGCCACAUCCUGUACUGUAUGGGUGAAGCAAAGACGCGCAAAUGCCGGUUCGAGGUCUUCGGGCCGCCCCAGCGCCCGGCGCCCAGGGAGAUAGGCGCGGUGAAGACGUGGGACGACAUGACAAACACGCAGACACAACACCCGCUAAGGAUGCGAGUAUCAGCCGUCCCCGUCGACAAGGUCAGAUAUUGCCACGCUAGCGUGCAGCGCGGGGAUAUCCUGCGAGCAUGGAAGCGGUGGUGCAGUUACCUUCUUAAGGAGGCGCCGGAGAUGAGCACUUUCUAUGAGUCGGACAAAGACAAGGCGAUAGCGUUUGUAGACGCCAUCCUCCUCUAUGAGCCCCCUCCGCCCGGGGAAACGAGGCCCGAGCGACGGGUGGCCGUCGCACGCAGCUAUCUCAUGACCGUCCUGACGAACACGACGCCCGACACGCCCGAUUACGCCCUCAACCUCGACUUUGAAUGUAAGAAGGAUUUCCUCCUGGCGGUUCUCCAGCCUCUCCGGGCGUACAUGGACGUUGUGCAUGCGGAAUUUACCAUCUUCUACACGGAACGGGGGUAUGUCGGCAUGGGUGUCAGGGGAGUCGAGCCGGGCGAUAAGGUCUGCCUCGUAGGCGGAUGCGAUGUGCCUCUAGUUCUGCGUAGCGAGUUGCUAGGAGAGGAUGCUUCACGUAUGCCAACGCAGUUCUGCUUUGAUGAGAUAUUCCCUGCUGUUUCUACUCGAGACGGAAAAGCAUUGUCAGCCCAGAGGCCUGAGGCCAGUAUCCGCACUGAGAAAGACAGGCCCCUUUUACAAGAAACCCAGCGUGACGAUUACCGCGUGGUUGGCGAGUGUUACGUCUCGGGGAUCAUGUACGGCGAGCAUUUCGAUCGAGCGAGAACUCCCACAGUGAUCAACUUGGUCUGA